Messenger RNA from Lycium ferocissimum, 682 nucleotides. Its product is annotated as zinc finger BED domain-containing protein DAYSLEEPER-like. The coding region runs from base 185 to 682 and encodes 165 amino acids. The record is from RefSeq and is a predicted model, not a curated record. Gene Ontology annotation, molecular function: DNA binding. NCBI's taxonomy places the organism in Eukaryota, Viridiplantae, Streptophyta, Magnoliopsida, Solanales, Solanaceae. The transcript has 2 exons.
AAAAAGCUUUUUCCAGUCUACAGUUGGUUGAUAGAAAUUACUCUCAUUGUCCUACAUCUGAUCAUUGGAGAAGGGCAGAAAAAAUAUGUGAAUUCUUGGAACCUUUUCAUGAAAUAACUAACUUGAUUUCUGGUUCAAGUUAUCCGACCUCCAACUUGUACUUUAUGCAAGUUUGGAAAAUUGAAUGCAUGCUGAUGGAGAAGGCACAAGAAUCCGGAUGGAGUUAUUCAAAGAAAUGGCUUCAAGAAUGUCCAAGAAGUUUGAUAAAUAUUGGAGUAAAUAUAGUGUAGUGCUUUCCUUUGGAGCAAUCCUUGAUCCUCGCUUGAAGUUGCAACUUUUAAGGUAUUGCUACUCUAAGGUAGAUGAUGCUUCUGCACAAGAGAAGGUUGAAACUAUGAAAAAAAAAUUGUACAAGCUCUAUGAACAUUAUGCAAAUAGUCAAAUUGGAGCAACUACUUCUACUAUUUUGUGUAAACCAACUCAAGAAAGAAGCCGAUCCAAACAAAAGGAAUCCAGAUUAUUUGAUGAAUUUAAAAUGUUCGAGAGUGAAUCUUUUUGCAAUGUCGAAAGUUUAAUUGGACCUUAUUUGGAGGAAAUGAAGUCGGAUUAUAGAAGUUUCAUGGGAUGGAUGUUAUUAAGUAUUGGAAGGAAAAUGAAAGGAAAUAUCCCGACCUUUCAGUGA